GAUUUUUCUUGUGUUUGCAAACUGCACAUUUGGCGGAGCAGCUGCGCCGUUCCAAACGCUGAUGCAUACGAAAAAGUAAACGUUUAAACCAGCAAAAAUAGCUAUCUAGCGACAAGGAGCCGCUCAAUAUGUACAACGGCAUUGGCCUGACGACGCCGCGUGGCUCCGGCACAAAUGGACAUGUGCAGCGCAAUUGGGCAUUUGUGCGACCGGGCAAAAAGGACAAGGACUAUCGUGCCGAAGAUGAUACCAAAAAGCUGGACGCACAGCUAAAUCGGCCGCCAAACAAGGAGAUACUUGAUCACGAUCGCAAGCGCAAGAUCGAGGUGAAGUGCAUUGAAUUCGAAGAAAUACUCGAGAAGCAAGGACGCACGCCGGAGGAGAUCAAGUCGCACGUGGACUCGUAUCGCCAGAAAUUAAUGGGCCAAGGCAAAACCGAUUUGGCCAAGGAUGAAUUUGGACGCGUAGCGAACACAACGACUGCAACGGCGACGGCUGUGGCAACAGCUACCUCCAUGGCCUCGACGGCCUGCGCGGCCAGCAGCAGCACGAUGAAUGCGUUCAGCACGUUGCAUGUGGUGAGGACGAAGAAGCGACGCAAGCGCCGCAAACGCGCAGGACACGCAACCGGCUGUGGGCAGAGCAACGGGGGCGGCAACGGGGUCAGCAGCAGCAGCAACCCCGCCAAGGCCAUUGUGGGUUGCGGCAGGAAAUGCAAGGCGCAAUAUUUCCAGCACGACAAUCGCGAGUAUAUAGCCAAAUACGAGAGUUUCCACAUCACGGCGCAGGCCACAACGGCGGCGGCGCUCAACUAUGCCGCCGUGGCCAAGAAGUUCAAGCCGGUUUUGGCAAGCGGCGCCAAGAAGAACAGGCGCACAGCAAUGUCGCGAAAGACGCUCAACGACUGCGCCUGCGUCUGCCAGAAUACGCAGAUGACGCAAUGCCCGCAGGAGGUGCGAACAGCUGAUGACAGUCAAAGGGAGCGGCAAAGGAGGGAAAGGGAAAGAAUCAAGUCAGACAGCACACGCAAUCUUAAGGGCCAGGCGCUGCCGGCACUACUCGAGCUGCUCAAGCACUCGUCGAGCACAUGGCUCGAGACGCUGCUGCUCGGCGCUGGCAAAGCGGCGGUGGCCAGCGUGCGUGAAACCCAUCAAAUUGCUGAGGCACAGCAGCAGAAGAACGCCAAGUUGCGCGAAGCCUUCAACAUAUCUGAGUACUUUGUCGAGGGCAGCAGUUUUGAUAGCGAUCGCAAGGCCAAGGAGGAUCUGGCCAAGAGCGUGGCGCUGCAAAAGGAGCUGGACGCGCAGCGCGAGAGCCUCGCAGCGGCCGCAACGGCUGCGGCGGCGGCAGCAGGAGGCAAAGACAAGGAGACGGGCAAACGAUAUGCGCUCGUGCGCACGCCCUCGCCGGAGGCGGCUGCCGUUGCUGGCAAAGCGGAUGCACUGCAUCAAAGUGGCGAUGUCUCCAAGUCGGACAAAAAGAAGAAAAAGAAACGCGCCCGGGAGAGCUCGGCGAGUCCGGAGCGUCGCAAGGAUAAGAAGAAGAAGUCCAAGAAGCACAAGAAAGAAAGUAAGUCGAAAAAGAAGAAGUCCCGCAAGCGCAAAUACAGCGGCAGCGAUAGCAUCGAUAGCGACAAGGAUAGCGAGGAUGAGUCCGAUAGCAGCGAUGCGGAGCGCCAACUGAAGAGUGCGCGCAAGAAAGCCAAAAAGGAGAAGAAGAAACGCGACAAAAAGCUCAAGAAGAAUCAACGAGCACGUGCCAGCUCCACGGACUCGGCACGUUCCAACUCUCCCGCGCCCAAGGAUAAAAAGUCGGGUAAAUCACGCGCGGCUGUUGCGGACAAUGGCACGACGCCGGAGAAUCCGUUUCGCAGCCGUUCGCCAGAGCGACGCAAGGACAACAAGUCGCGUCGCAACGACUCCUCGACGGAGAAACGGGAGCACAGCGCAAGUCGCCGUCACAAAUCGAAGGAACGACCGACGCGAACACCGCCGCGACGCGAGACUGAAAGGCAACGCUCCAAAGAACGACAACGUUCAAAGCAGAGAGCAGGCUCGAAGGAGCGCAAGCGCUCCAAGGAGAGGCGCAGCGAGCGACAAAGAUCAAAGGAGCGGCAACGGUCGCUGGGCAAAGAGCGCCAAAAGUCCAAGGAUAGAGCCAGAUCGAAGGAGCGACAAAAGUCAAAGGAACGCCAAAGAUCAAAGGAGCGUCCAAAGGAGAGGCAGCGCUCCAAGGAGAGACCGCGCUCGAAAGAGAGACAACGCUCCAAAGAGAGACUGCGAUCCAAGGAGAGACUACGCUCCAAGGAGAAACCACGCUCCAAGGAUAGACAUCGCUCCAAGGAGAGACAGCGCUCCGUAGAGAGGCCGCGCUCCAAAGAACGACAGCGUUCCAAGGAGAGACUACGAUCAAAGGAGAGAGUGCGCUCCAAGGAAAGGCAGAGAUCAAAGGAGAGAGUGCGUUCCAAGGAGAGGCAGAAAGAACGCUCCGCAGAGCGACAGAGAUCCAAGGUCAAGGAACGCUCCAAAGAGCGACAGCGUUCAAAGGAGAGAGUACAGCGUUCCAAGGAACGACAGCGCUCAAAGGAGCGACUGCGCUCAAAGGACAGACAGCGCUCCAAGGAGCGGCAAAAGUCGAAGGAGCGACCACGUCAGGGCGAGGUAGCCAAGGAGCGCGGACAGGGGCGCGAGCGUAGCAAAGAGCGACGUCGUGAACGUCGCUCGGCUUCCCAAACGACGAAACGCGGCGAGGAGCGUAAAUUGGGUCGCCAUUCGCGCUCCCGUUCCCGCUCGCCUAAAAAGCAGCGCACGCCCUCGCCGACAGUCGUUAGGCAGCCGGAGCUGCUGGUGCCGCCCAAGAAGACGUCAAGUGCAGCGGUGCCCGCAUUCAAUCCCUUCAAGGCGGCCGAGGACACUGUCAACGAUAUAUUGGGCACCAAGUCGGUGAUGGUGGCGCUCGAGCAGACGAAACGCAAGCGCGCCGCAUCCAGUUCGAGCUCCUCGUCGGACAGCUCCAGCAGCAGCAGCUCCUCGCACAGCGAACCGGGCACACCUACGCCCCGCAAGCAGCGCAGGCGCAGCCAAACGCCGCCGGAGCAGCUAAAGCGUGAGCCAAGCAGCCCCAAACGAGAGCGUACCAAGAGCAGCCACGUGAAGCGCGAGCGCUCGGGCACGCCGACCAAGCCCAGGUCGUCGAAAAAGGAGAAGGAGAGAGAGAAAGAGAAAGAGAAGGACAAGGGCAAUACGCCGAGUCCAAGACAGAGCAAACGUCGUUCGGGCAGCUCCAAUUCAUCAGAGCUGCAUUAUUCGCCAGCCCAGCACAAUCCCGAGCGCUAUCAGGACAUUGUCCAGGACAAGAAACGGCAGCAGUCGACAAAGCCAGCGCCCGUGGUCCGCCUGCGCGCCCAAAGUGACGAUGGCGGCAGCGAGCCGGAGACAAGCUCUGCGGCGGCAGCACUCGACGAUUAUCAGCAGAGCAAAAGGGAGCGCGAAGAGCUGCAGGAGCUGCGCAUGCUCGAACAGCUUAAGUCCGGCAUUGCGGCCAAGGCGAAGCAAAAAAUCCGCACAAUGGAGAAGAAUGGAGAUGCAGGCAAGGAGGCGGAGGGCAGCGAAGUAAGUGGCGGCGAAUCUAUGCUGGUGCUGGCCACCAAACGUAAUUCGCUCAGUGAAUUUCUUGUUGCUAACAAUGUAAACGCUUUAAUUAACCCACUGACAACGGCAACAACAACUACAACAAUAACCACGACAACAAUAACCGCGACGACAACAACAACAACGCCGCCGCCGCCGCCUGCAGCAGCAGCAGCAGCUGGAGAGGCGCUCGAGCAGCCGAUGGUCGCCGCCGAGCCGCAAAAAAGGGACACAAAUACGCCGCCCAUUUGCAAGGCGCCCCAAGUGGCUGCAAAUGGUGGCGCAGCAGUCCCGACAACAGCAAUAACAACGACAACAACAACAACAACAGCAGCGGCAACAGCAACAGCAACAACAACAACAUUUAACCCAACAACAACAAUAGCCAAAUUUAAUCAUAGACCCCAACAUCAGACGAAGCGCGUCUUUCACAAUCGCACGCUGAAUAACAAUCCCAACAGUAGACACAAUACUAACAAUAACAAUAACAAUAAUCAUGCAUGUGGUGUUGGUCAUCUUCCGCCUGGUGCUGUUCCUCAUACUAAUCACAACAAUCCGAACAAUGCGCUGCCCUUUCUGGCCGGCACGCCCGGCACCUAUAAUCGCACAACGAAUCGUUUGAAUCAUGGCCCCCUGCUGACCGCCACCCAUUAUAAUAUCUGCAAGAAUCAGCAUAAUAACAAUGGGCUGCAGCCGCCGCUGCUCAGCCGGCGGGAUCAGCAGCAGCAUCAGCGUGGUCUUAGCAUGUACAAUCCAAAUCUCUAUGGGCAUGGUUCGCAGCAUGCGGGUCUGUUGUCAUUGAGUGGUGCUGGUGGUGGUGCUGGCGGUGCGGCUGCUGCUGCCGCUGCAGCGGGCCUGGCGCUGCUUGGCUCGCAUCCGUCGCAGCAUGGGCGUGGCUUCAAUGCGGCUGCAGCGGCCGCAGCGGUGGCCGCCAAUAGUAUUAGCUAUCAUCAUCAUCAUCAUCAGCAACAGAAACCGAAAAUUGUUAUAAAACCGUUCAAAAUUCACGAUCCACAGCCCUUAGUUGCGGCACUAGCGGACAGCACACUGGUGGACGCCAUCGUUUCCAAGGUAUCGACGGCAACGGUCGCCGCAGCGGAGAGCGCCGCACGACGCAGUCGCAGCCGGUCGCGGCGCAGCGAUCACAGCCGCGGCAAACGGCGCACGAGCAACAGUCGGCAUCGCCAUCGCUCCAGCAGUCGCUCCAGAUCUCGGUACAGCUCGUCGAGCAGUCGCAGCGGCUCGUGCAGCUCCAGAUCGCGCUCCGGCUCGCAUUCGUCCCGCUCCAGCUGCUCGUCGCGCAGCAGCUCCGGCAGCUCCUCGAGCAGCGGCUCUGGCACAUCACAAUCCGGCUCACGUUCACCCUCUAUACCGCGACGCCGCGGCUCACCCAGCUUCUUGGACAGACGCCGCAUAACUAGCGCGCGCAAGCGGCCGAUACCCUAUCAUCACCACAAGGCGUCCGGAGAGGGUAUUAACAACGGCGAUGGCGAUCAUGAUCAUGUGGACAACGAUGCCUCCAGUUGCUGCUCCAGCUGCUUCAGUCGCGCCAGCUCGCCCUGCACACCCAUCGCCGGCACGCCGAUGCACAACAGUCGAAGUCCAUCGGCAAUAGCCUUCUGAGUGUUAACAGAUUCGCUGCGCAAAAUGUGCGGCGAACUGUAAGUCAGCCGGAAACCCCCCCAACCCUAGUCAGUUAUAUAUAUAUAGUCGCAAUAGGCAAAACUAAACCAUGCCCUAUAUGAUACUUAAGCUAAGAGAAUUCUUUUUUAGACACAUUCCCUUCGAGAUUAAGUUGUAAAGUUUGAUUUAGGCCAUUUCUUUGAAUUUAUUAGCUAAAUGAUAUUGUAGACACACGGCCAUGAUAUAAGGCCAACAAUACUCGAAUAUAAUUGGAUUACUCGCUAGCUUUUAAAUAAAUAUUAUUUGUUGCCAUUUCAAAUGCAUUAAUUUCAUUGUACAUAGGAUAAAAAACAAUUAAGGUAUUUCAAAUUUACAAGGCCGUAAGGUGUUCUUAUUUCUCUCUAAUCUUAAGUGUACUGUACACAUGUAUAUAUAGUUUCAAUUUACUUAAACAGUUAAAGCAAUUAUUGUUCCCGGUUCGAAACCUUUGAGACGCCAGAUAAAGCGUUUAAAAAAA
This is a messenger RNA of Drosophila virilis, 5769 nucleotides long. Lineage: Eukaryota; Metazoa; Arthropoda; Insecta; Diptera; Drosophilidae. The record is from RefSeq and is a predicted model, not a curated record.